GAGAACUGGCCUUAGCUCACGGCCCUGCGGUCUGUGUCUGGAGUCGCCAGAGCCUAGCUAGCCCCGGACGCCAGCUGGACGCCAGAAACUAGCGUCCGCUCACGAACCGCCCAUGGGUCUCCUCCCGCCCCCGCUCUCUCCGAUCACCGCCUCCGCCCCUAGACCCCGGCAUUCUCGCUCUCCGCGGUGGCCAGCCCAUGACCGGAAACUUCCGUGUGGAGCCGCCAGCCCGAGACCGGAAGUAGAAGCCCAGGGAGGCGCCGUGGACGCAGUCGUGGGUGGCUGGCUGCGCGGUACGUGUUCGGUCUUCUCUGGGUGGGACGUGUUCACGUGGUACGUGUGGCCGCAGUGCGAGGGGCGGACUAGGUAUCUGGAGGACACACACAGAGACCUCAAGAAGCUACUUUUAUGGAAUUACAUUUUAUUCUGUAACUACAGGGAGAGGAGAGCACUGUGGGAGUCCUCGGAGGAGCGCCCUGGUUCUCCCACUGCCCUGUGGUUCGGGAAAAUUUACCAUCUGAAUCACAGGAUCAUGGCCAUGGUUCUGUUCCCCACGUGUGUUCAGUCUCCCCUGUGCCCAGCAUCUCCUCAGAAAGGCUGCACAGAGGAGGAAGGGUUUGUUCAUGGCUUCCUGACAGGCUGGUUACCGGACAUGGUGACCUUUGAGGAUGUGCGUGUAGAGUUUACCCAGGAAGAGUGGGCACUGCUGGACCCUUCUCAAAAAACACUGUACAAAGAUGUGAUGCUGGAGAACUGCAGGAACCUGGCGUCGCUUGGGUAUCAUGUUGAUAAACUCAGCCUAAUCUCUCCGUUGGAGCCAGAAGACAAGGUGAUGGCAGAGGGGAGAGGAGUUCUCCCUGACAUUUGUCCAGAUUUGGAGACUAUACUUAAAGCCAAAUGGUUAACUCCUAAGAAGCAUGUUUUUAGAAAAAAACGUUCUAGUGGCGUAAAAGCGGAAAGAAAUCAUGUUGGAGUGAAACUCAAUGAAUGUAAUCAGUGUUUUAAAGUUUUCAGCACAAAAUCUAACCUUACUCAGCACAAGAGAAUUCAUACUGGAGAAAAACCCUAUGACUGUAACCAAUGUGGAAAAUCCUUCAGCAGUAGAUCGUAUCUUACUAUUCAUAAGAGAAUACAUAAUGGGGAGAAACCCUAUGAAUGCAAUGACUGUGGGAAAGCCUUCAAUGAUCCCUCAUCCCUCAGACUGCAUGUAAGAAUUCAUACUGGAGAAAAACCUUACGAAUGUAACCAGUGUUUUCAUGUUUUCCGUACCAGCUGUAACCUCAAAAGCCACAAGAGAAUUCAUACGAGAGAGAAUCAUCAUGAGUGUAAUCAGUGUGGAAAGGCCUUCAGCACAAGGUCCUCCCUUACUGGGCACAACAGUAUUCAUACAGGGGAGAAACCUUACGAGUGCCAUGAUUGUGGGAAGACCUUUAGGAAGAGCUCCUAUCUGACACAGCAUAUGAGAACUCAUACUGGAGAAAAACCCUAUAUGUGUGCUCAGUGUGGCAAAUCCUUCAGUAGUAGCUUUUCCCUCACUGUGCACAGGAGAAUUCAUACCGGGGAGAAACCCUAUGAGUGCAGUAACUGUGGGAAAGCUUUUAAUAACCUCUCAGCUGUUAAGAAACAUGUGAGAACUCACACUGGAGAAAAACCCUAUGAAUGUAAUCAUUGUGGAAAAUCUUUCACCACUAACUCUUACCUUUCUGUGCAUAAGAAAAUACAUAACAGGUGGAUUUGAAUGCAAUAACUGGGGAAGCAUUCAUUGAUUUCUUGUCCCUCAGACGACUUGUGGUAACUCAUCCUAGGUGUAUGAGUUACCUGUUGCUGCAUAACAAAUGUCCCUGUAAAACAUAGUGGCUUCUAACAACAGACAUUUAUUAUCUCUCAAUUUCUGUAGGUCACAAGUUCAUAAAUGGCUUAACUUUGUAGUUCUGGCUUAGGAUCUGUUAUGAGGGCUCAGUCAAGAUUGUCAGCAGGAGCUACAAUUAAUCUGCAUUUUCACUACUGAGGAGCUUGUUUCCAGAAUGGCUCACUCACAUGCCUGGAAAGUUAGUGCUGGAUGUUGGCAGGGAACUUUCAUUUCCUCACCAUCUAGGCAUCUCCGCAGGGUCUAAGUAUUUUUGUAAGAUAGCAGCAGGUUCCCUCUAGAGCAUUGGUCUAAGGGAGAGCUAGUGCUGAAGCCAUGUUGUCUUUUAUGGCUGACCUGUGGAAGGACAUAAUAUUACUUCCGUAUUGUGUUGGACAUACAGACCAGUCCUGAUACACUGUGGAAGGAGACUAACAGGAAUGUAUACCAGGAGAGAGAUCAUUGGGAACCAUCUGAGAAGCUUGCCAUGAAAUCAAUGGAGAAAGGCCUUCGGCCUUUCAAUCUGUUUGAUGUGAAGGAUUAUUCAGAAACUCUCAUGUUAAUUAACUCUGGAGAAAAAACUCAUGAGUGCAGUCUUUGUGGUAAGCUUUCAGCUCAAAAUCACCUUAAUGGGCACAAAACAUGUGCUGGGGAGAAACCCAAGGAAUGUAAUAGCUAUAGGAAGGCUUUCAGUGAUACCACUACAGAGUCACGUGACAAUUCACACUGAGGGUAAAACUUUACAAGUAUCAGAAUGCAGAAAACUUGAGGAGCACUCAUCCCUUAGAACACACAUGAGAAAUCACUGCAGCGAAACACUCAUAUAAAGGAUGUGAAAACCCUACAGCACAAGCAUUCACAUUACUGAGCAAAAGGUGAGAUAUUCUGAAUGCAAUGGAAAAGCCUUGAUGUUCUCUCAAUUUUUGAGAAAUGUGAGGAUUUAUUCUGGAGAGAAAGACUGAUUAAAUGUUAUCAGUACUGGAAAGUCUUCCAUUUUUCCCAUUCUUAGAAAACAGAACUCACUGCAAAGAAACCUAUGAAUAUAAAGAUUGAGGGAAUGCCUUUAAUAAUAGCUUCUACAUUAAAAAAAACAAACAUGAAAUUCUCCCUGGAUGCAAAACCUGUCAGCAUAUUAAUUUUGGAAGAUCUUUCUGUGAUUCCAGUCUUUGUUGACCUGUGAGAACUCACACUGGAGGGAGACACUAGGAAUGCAGUCAGUGCAACGAUGCCUCAGCCUCACUGCUUCACUGAGCAGCCACAAAAUAACUUCACUGGGAAUGGAAAACAUCAACCCUAUGAGUGUGGUAUUGUCUUUAACAGUGUCUAAUCCUUAGGUUGGUCGGUUAGCUCAUGAAUUUUCAGUUGUUUUGUUUUAGUAUAAACAUUUAUGUCUAUAGCUAUACCAUAAACCUAAAGUUAUGUUCUAUAGUUUGGUAUCUAAUAUGUUCAUCAUCAUUUACACUUUUAAAAUAGCAGUAUGCUACAAAUGUAUUUCUGAAUAUCUGCUGAGUGAUUUAGUUUAUCAUAAUGAAAUAUUAUAUAGACUAUACACUUUUAAUUUAACUACAUUUUUGUCAACUAAGUGGACUUUGUGAUGUCGAUUCAUUUUUAUCUUUAUAUCCUAGUAUAGCAGUUACUUUUAGCUUCUUCCCCAAUGCCCAUUCUCCCCUACUUACUCACUUAACGAAAAAAACAUUUUGUUCAAGUUGUCAAACAAUAUUGAAAAUACUCAAUAUGUAAAGCUUCCCUAAAGCUCAGAGGUGUGUGGACCUGCUGUGCUGGCUGUAAGAAGUAGGCAGAAGUCACUGGGGGUCCCUCAUCUGCUUGUUCACCUUUCUUAUAUUCUAUGCAUCUUAACUAAGUUUUCCCUUGAAAGUGGGCUCAAGACCUGGAAUUGGAAGAGCUAUGUUUUGAUUAUGAUGACAAAAAAAAAUAAUUUUAAAAAGUCACACUGAUAUAGGCUCCCCAGAAGCUUCUUUGGCUGUAUCAACUCUGAAUGACUUAUUCCUAGGCUUCAUAUGUGAUUAAAAGUAACCUCUGAGAGACUGGAGCCAAAGUGAUUUGGGGGGUUUGUUUUUAAGGAGGUGUUGUGCUAAUGUCCAGCUGAAUUCAACAUCUAACUGGUAAAGCUGUUAUUGGUCAAACUUUAUAAAUGUGCCAUGUUUGUUUGAAAACAUUAUGCAUUCAAUAAAUUUUAAAUACAGAUUAUAUAUACA
Messenger RNA from Phyllostomus hastatus (greater spear-nosed bat), 4062 nucleotides. It is a transcript of the gene ZNF558, whose product is annotated as zinc finger protein 558. The transcript is spliced from 8 exons. Gene Ontology annotation, biological process: negative regulation of transcription by RNA polymerase II. Lineage: Eukaryota; Metazoa; Chordata; Mammalia; Chiroptera; Phyllostomidae. The coding region runs from base 113 to 1738 and encodes 541 amino acids. The record is from RefSeq and is a predicted model, not a curated record. Gene Ontology annotation, molecular function: DNA-binding transcription repressor activity, RNA polymerase II-specific.